UCAUUUUUAUUAAAAGAACAGAGAAUGAAGAUCAAUAAAUGUACAAUCAGUACACUAUUGAAAAGGAAUGUGUGUAGACGUCACCUACAUUUAUUUAAGUAUUGUAUUCUUUUUACAUCAGAGUCAUCGUUAAAUUACGCUUUAAAUAGAUGUAUAAGCUGUCUAUAAACACUAGUGAAUAUCCAUUGAAAAAUAUAUGUUUAAAUAAUGAAUUAUCGUUCGAAUUUUUAACAGAUCUUUAAAAUAAUCUCAUGACGUGUCUGUAAACAUAUCUUAAAUGCGGAAGUAUGUACCUGUAUGAUUGACAUAACGAAUCUUAUUUUCCAAAGGGUUAAAGAUGUCAGAAAGUUGCAGUAUGUGUAGUUGUCGCCGUACUUCAAAACCUUCAGAGUAUUGGUGCCGUGACUGUAAGAGAGGACUUUGUAGACAAUGUAGAGAACGUCAUAAUUUAUCUAGAGUGAAUCAUACAACUAUUUUGAUUGAAGAAUUUAAUGAAAUUGCACAAUAUGUCGAUGAUUCGACCGAUUUCUGUAAUAAACAUUGUAAAAAAUAUCUACGGUUCUGUUCACUUCAUGAACAGUUUUGUUGUAAACAAUGUCUCGUUGAAAACCAUAAGGACUGAACGCAAGUGAUCAACAUCGAUGAAGUCCUAAAGAACAUAAAGAUGUCGGCAGCAUUUCAAGAAAUUAAUGGCUCCAUUGAUGAUGUUUCCGAAAAUAUUAAACGAAUCCGCAAAGAUAGGGAAGCUGCAAUGGAAACACAAAUACAGAAUACCAAGAGUAUUAUGAACCAUUUAAAAGAAACUAGAACAACAAUAAAUGCUCAUCUUGACGAGAUUCAAAACAUAUUGUUGCGAGAAUUAAAAGAAAUCACAGGUAAAGUUAGCAAAAGUACGCAAGAGCUGAACAAUAAGCUUGACAAAUUGAAGAACAAAUUAACUAAGUGUGAAACGUGUAUAAAUAAAGUUAAUAAAGAUGGUACUGAACUGCAGACAUUUCUUACAAUGAAAAGGAUAGAAAAGGAAAUCAAGCACGCAGAUAGUACUAUACAUUGUCUAAUUGAAGAUGGCCAAUUGGAUAAAGAUGACCUUAAAAUUGAAAUUCUGAAUUAAACAAAAUUAUACAAAAUGUUGAUAGUUUCAGAUGCGUAAUCAAUGAUGAUUUACAUUCGGACAUUCCCUUUGUCAAUCGUAAAAUGAUGCAAGCCCAGAUCGUGAUACCGCUAGCUCCUAAACGAAGCACAGACAACGUAACGCUCAACUACCAAAAAACGGUUAAGACAUGUGCAGAAACUGUUGAAGGUUGUAUUUUAUUACCAGCUGGCAAAGUUGUACUUUCUUGUUUCCAGCAAGGUAUUUUGACGUUUCUGAGUGAAAACGGUGAAACAGAUUUCAACCUUAGUAUGAAACCUCGACCAUAUGGAAUGACAUCUAUUGAUAACAACACAAUUGCCGUCUCUGCUGAUGGUUGUGUGCCAAACGUUAUCAGUGUAGUAAAUACAGACACAAAAUUGGUCGAAAACAAAAUUCCUAUCGAUUCUGAAGCACACGGUAUCGUGUCUAAGGAAGGUAAAAUAAUCUUUUGUGCUGGAAAAAAGGGCAUUCGAAUGGUUAAUCUUAAAACCAAUGAUAUUUCCACCAUUUUGGAAUGUGAACUGGAUGAUUUUUCAAGUGUUACAACAUUCUACGACAACAUUUUUUUUACUAAUAGACAUGCCCAGACAAUAACAUGUUGUGAUUUUAGUGGAAAUAUAUGUUGGAACUUCCAUGAAAGAGAUAUUCUUAAUGUACCAAAAAGUCUGGCUGUUGACAAAAAUGGCAACAUAUUUGUUGCAGACAUGGGCCAGAGUAAGGUCCUGAUUAUAUCCCCAGACGGGAAAGAACAUAAACAGCUUCUAUCGUCUGACGAUGGUUUAAGAAGGCCCACAAGUAUAUGUAGAGUACAUGAUACUUAUAUGAAAACAUUAAUGUUAAAAUGGUUAAUGUACUUCAAUUGA
Molecule: messenger RNA, 1995 nt
Organism: Mytilus trossulus (common blue mussel)
Lineage: Eukaryota; Metazoa; Mollusca; Bivalvia; Mytilida; Mytilidae
Exons: 2
Coding region: 1195-1995 (266 amino acids)
Source: RefSeq, a predicted model, not a curated record